AUGGCUGUUCCUACUGACAACCGAGAAUUUUGCAAAAUAUUAAAUGAUGAUGAUUUAUUAUCUCAAUUCGUUUGCGACCAAAAUUUGGCUCAAAAAAGUGAUGAACAUACAGAACUAUCAACUCAGACUGAAUUUGCAAAUAAAGUAUCAUGUUGUUAUUAUUAUCUCGGACGUUUACUAUGUGAUAACAAUGAAGAAAAAACAUCGCAUUUACAAGCAGCACUCAAAAAUUAUCCAAAAACCGAAACUAAUUCUUAUGAACUAACACACUGUUAUAUCUUAUUAAGAGAUAUAAAUAAAAAUAAAAGUGAUUUCAACGAAGCAAUCAUAAAUUAUAAAUCAGCAAUUGAUUUCAGAUGUGCCUGUAGGAAAUGA
Didymodactylos carnosus is the source of this 375-nucleotide messenger RNA. NCBI's taxonomy places the organism in Eukaryota, Metazoa, Rotifera, Eurotatoria, Philodinida, Philodinidae. The record is from the annotation of a GenBank genome assembly.